Messenger RNA from Trifolium pratense (red clover), 2084 nucleotides. Its product is annotated as protein ZINC INDUCED FACILITATOR-LIKE 1-like. The coding region runs from base 123 to 1700 and encodes 525 amino acids. The transcript is spliced from 18 exons. Gene Ontology annotation, molecular function: solute:potassium antiporter activity. Gene Ontology annotation, biological process: transmembrane transport; regulation of stomatal closure. NCBI's taxonomy places the organism in Eukaryota, Viridiplantae, Streptophyta, Magnoliopsida, Fabales, Fabaceae. Gene Ontology annotation, cellular component: plasma membrane; plant-type vacuole membrane. The record is from RefSeq and is a predicted model, not a curated record.
UUUAAAUCAAUUUAAAUUAACUCAAAAAAUAUUAACUAAAAAAAAAAGAGCUUAGUUUUGGCGACCAAAUCGCCAUUGUCUUCUCAUGAUUUGUUUUUAUUACUUGAUGUGUACAAUGAUCAAUGAUGUCAGGGCAAGAGGGUCAUAACAAAGACAUUGUUUUGUGGAAGCAAAAAGUUGUUGAGUUGUGUUGUAAUUUGCAAAUGGAAGAGAUGAAUGAUGGAGAGGCAUUGUUGAAGAAAAAAUACUAUGAGAAUUGUCCUGGUUGUAAGGUGGACAAAGCAAAAGAGCUCAAAACUGAUGUUUCAUUUCGAAAUCUCUUGAAUAUAUGGAUGGUUGUUCUAUGUAGCGCUUUGCCUAUAUCAUCUCUCCUUCCUUACCAAUAUUUCAUGAUAAGAGAUUUCAAUAUUGCAGAAAGAGAAGAGGAUAUAAAUGCUUAUGCUGGUUAUGUAGGAUCUGCAUUCAUGCUUGGAAGAUCUUUGACAUCUAUACCGUGGGGAAUAGUAGCAGAUCGUUAUGGUAGAAAACCUGUUGCGAUUGUAGGGAUUAUCUCAGUUAUCAUUUUCAACACACUAUUUGGCCUUAGCACAAGUUUUUGGAUGGCUGUGUCUACGCGAUUUUUCCUUGGAAGUUUAAAUGGUUUGCUUGGACCAAUGAAGGCUUACUGUUCCGAAAUUUUUCGAGAAGAAAAGCAAGCUCUUGGACUGUCAACUUUCAGUGCAGCAUGGGGGAUGGGUUUAAUAAUUGGACCAGCAUUGGGAGGUUAUUUGGCUCAGCCAACAAAGAAAUAUCCACAUAUAUUUUCAAAGGGUUCCUUUUGGGAUAAGUUUCCAUAUUUCUUGCCUUCGGUUAUAAUAUCAGCUUUUGCGGUUGCGGUUGCAAUUGCCUGCAUCUGGCUUCCGGAAACGCUGCACAACCAUCCUCUUGGCGAUCAGUCCACUAAGGAUGUUGAAGCUUUACUUGGCGAUCAGUCCACUAAUGAUGUUGAAGCUUUAGAAACUGGAAGCAAAAGGAAAGACAGAGACAAGAUAAUCCAAAAAGAUGAAAACCUCUUCCGAAACUGGCCUUUAAUGUCAUCUAUAGUUGUAUACUGCAUUUUCUCACUUCAUGAUAUUGCUUAUCAAGAGGUCUUCUCAUUAUGGGCUGUUAGUCCUAGAAGGUUGGGCGGUUUGAACUUUACAACCGAUAAUGUUGGUGAUGUUCUCGCAAUAUCAGGUUUUUCUCUUAUUGUUUACCAGCUUUGCAUAUACCCAUCAUUGGAAAGAGCUUUUGGCCCUGUAAGAUUUGCUCGCGUCUCCGGGGUUCUAUCUAUACCUCUUCUGCAAAGUUAUCCCUUCAUAGCAAUGCUAUCAGGCAUCACACAGUACCUAGUGAUUAAUAUUGCAUCCCUUCUAAAGAAUCUUCUAAGGGUGACUAUAAUCACUGGUUUAUUUCUUAUACAAAAUAGAGCAGUGGAACAACAUCAAAGAGGGGCAGCUAAUGGUAUUGCCAUGACUGGUAUGUCUAUAUUCAAAACAAUUGGUCCAGCCGGUGGCGGUGCAUUAUUAGCUUGGUCACAAAAACGGAUGCAUGCAUUUUUCCUCCCAGGCACUCAUAUGGUUUUCUUUAUCCUGAAUGUUGCUGGAGGACUUGGAGUGCUAUUGAUGUUUACACCAUUUUUGACUGAAAAGAAGAAAACGCCGUCUAAGCAGUUACACUAACUUAGAUGAAUUUUUUAAGGGAUGAAGCAUCUCAAGGGUCCAAUGGUGAAGUAGUUAUCAUAUUCAUUAGGUUAGAGAUUAGUGUUUGUUCACGUAUGUAAACACAAGAUAAUUGCAUCAGAGGAGCUGCUCUCUGAAAUGUUUUAGGAGAAAUUUCAAGAGCACUCUGAAAAUGAAUAAGAUAGAAUACAUUGUUUGCCCUAGAAUGAAUUGGUCCCCCUUUGUUUCAUAAGUGUCUCCUUUUAUAGUCUAUCCCUUCUUGACCUAAUGAGCCUCUCCUUGGACCUCCAGGCUGCUAAUAAGGGAAUGAUUUGGUUUUCUUUAAUUGUAUAUAUCCAUUCCUAGAAUAGACUAGAAAAUCAGGCAUUAAAUAUUUGUAAUCAA